AUGGAGCCAACUGAGGUUGACGCCAUUAUUUUAAACCAGAGGCAUCUCCAAGAAAACAUGGAGAUGCUACAACAGGAAUGGAAAGAGUGUGUACUCCGUGUCAAAAAAGCUGGAAGGAUACAGUCGGCUGAUGAAGCCAAAGUGUCUGACCGCAUACAAGAAUGUCUUAAGAAGAUGAUAAAUCUUCAUGAGGCAAUCCACAAGCUGCUCUUGCGCGGGAUCAGGGCUCCCCUGAUCGAAGCAGGCAUUACCGUACCGGCCGGAUUGCCGAUAGAAGGGGAUUCAACUGAUGAUCAAUAUACGUACGAGCCUCAGUUUGUGGAGAAUGCUGGUAAUGUAGAUGAAGAUUAUGUUCCAUCGUCUGAAGCUGAGACUGAUACAAGCGCCUCUGAAGACUUGUCGGAGCCAGAGAACGUGAGAAGGGCGGGGAUUGAAUAUGCAGGGUGGCAGAACUUGCAGAUCGACGACGAUGAUGACGAACAGGGCAAGGAAUUUUCUGUCAGCAAAUCAGACAGCAGACGAGUCUACUUCAAAUGCAAGCAUUCAGAUACGUGCCCCUUCAAGCUCCAUGCAUCGUCACAAGAUGGAGCCAUUUGGGGAGUGUAUAAGUUCACCAAUGAGCACUCAUGCGAGCCGAAGGCAAUCCAGCUGGAGCUGCGACGUGAGUUUGGCGUACAGAUCAAGUACGAUGUUGCAUUGCGAGCCCGUAAUCGAGCCACUGAGAUGGUUUAUGGUCGACAUGAUCAGUCCUUCGAGAUGCUGCCCAAGUACUUAUACAUGUUGAGACAAUCCAAUCCCGGUUCGAUGGUGGAGUGGGAAGUUGACGAUGAUGGCCGAUUCAAACACUUAUUUGUUGCUCUUGCAGCUUCGGCUACCCCUUUCAUGUUCAGCUUACGGCUAGUGAUUGUCGUCGACGGCACACACUUGAAGGGCAAGAAUAGGGGUAUUUUGUUUGUUGCAGUGACGAAGGACGGCAACGAGAGUUUGUUCCCACUCGCGUAUGGUGUUGGCCCGAAAGAAAACGAUGAAUCGUGGACUUAUUUCAUGUCACGCAUUCGACGUGUUUAUGGCCAAGCCGAUCCACUUUUGAUUGUCUCUGAUCAACAUAUCUCCAUUGCCAAUGCUAUCAGGAAUGAGUUACCAAAUGCAACCCACGGCCUAUGCUACUACCAUUUGCAAAAUAACCUGAAGCAUUACGGUAAGGCAGUGGUCGAGGUGUAUCGACAAGCUGCAUUUGCGUACGAGAAGUCCGACUUCAAUAGGGCUAUGAACGCCCUGAAGGUUAUGAAGAGAGCCGCGUACGAUAAACUAAUGGGGAUUGGGCCAGAGAAGUGGGCUCGUUCGAUGUGUCCUAUGCCUGUGCGACGCUACAGUUUUAUGACAUCAAAUGCCGCUGAAGCUUUUAAUUCCAGAUUGUUGUGGGCAAGAAGACUUCCUAUCUGCUCGAUGUUAGAGGCAAUCAGAAUUGUUAUUGAGAAAUGGUUCAGCGAGCGACUAAGGGCUGCGCAACAAAUCGAGCAAGGCUUGACUGCUGAGGCCGGUAAAAGGGUAGCUAUUGAAGUCCAAAAAAGUCGUCGAUACACUGCACAAAGGUUGAGUGGCAUGAAGUAUAAGGUGCAAACUGCUGACAGAAGCUUUAAGGUGGAUCUGGAGAAGAAAAAAUGCGAAUGUCGAGUAUUCCAGCUAGACCAACUGCCCUGUUCUCAUUCAAUCGCUGCAAUAAGUGAGGCCGGUGAUACGAUCGCGGAGUAUGUAGACUCGUACUACACGAACGAAUUUCUUAUCGAUACUUACUCUCGCGAAGUUAAUAAUCUCCCGCCGAGACGCCAGUGGUUGGUUCCCAAGCACAUCGCUGAGCAGGUUGUAUUACCUCUGAUUGUAAAAGGUCAAUCGGGGCGCCCAAAAGAAGGAAGACAUCGAGGUGGUGGUGAAGGCAGCAGCACACAAGCAGAUGAGUCUUCUAGUAUCAGGCGUCGUAAACCAAAGAAGUGCAGCAUCUGCCAUGAAGAAGGACACAGCAAGAGAACGUGCGCUGGCAGGGCGACUGAGCCCAGGGAGUAG
Messenger RNA from Salvia miltiorrhiza (redroot sage), 2061 nucleotides. RefSeq lists its product as uncharacterized. The coding region runs from base 1 to 2061 and encodes 686 amino acids. NCBI's taxonomy places the organism in Eukaryota, Viridiplantae, Streptophyta, Magnoliopsida, Lamiales, Lamiaceae. Gene Ontology annotation, molecular function: zinc ion binding. The record is from RefSeq and is a predicted model, not a curated record. The transcript is spliced from 5 exons.